Beta vulgaris subsp. vulgaris (sugar beet) is the source of this 2180-nucleotide messenger RNA. RefSeq lists its product as hypothetical. Bases 1002 to 1787 code for a protein of 261 amino acids. The record is from RefSeq and is a predicted model, not a curated record. Gene Ontology annotation, molecular function: sequence-specific DNA binding; zinc ion binding. NCBI's taxonomy places the organism in Eukaryota, Viridiplantae, Streptophyta, Magnoliopsida, Caryophyllales, Amaranthaceae. Gene Ontology annotation, biological process: regulation of DNA-templated transcription. The transcript has 2 exons.
AUGAACCACUGAAUAGUGUCUGACCAGAUUUGCGAUGCUGCAAAUCAGGAUUAUAUUUAUUACUUUUAGCGUUUUACCACUUUCAAAAUCUCCAUUCAGCAUAACUCUUCUUAUCAUCCCAAAUCUUGCUCUUCCCUAACCAAACACAUGUAGUAAAUCACAAAUUUAAGUUGCCCACAAAACAAAAUCACUAAUUUGAGGAGCAUUUCAUUUCAAUUGAAUAUUAUUAUCUAAUCUUACUGCAAAUCAAUUAAGAAAAAAGAUCAGGAGAAAGGUAUUGCAGCUGUAAUAAUGACUGCUUCCGAAAAUAAGGGUUUUCCAAUACAAGGUGAUUUCAGUGGGUCAUCUAAUCUUGCCCAUGAAAUUAGGGAUGAUAAUCCAAUACGCAUUAAUCAGAUAUUAAUUGGGCAAGGAUUAAAUUUGGGUAUUGUUAAUCAAUAUGGUCAAUUGAUGGGUGAGUAUAGCAGAUUGGAUGAUGAGCUCUGGCUCUCUAAACCUGAAGAUGAGGAGGCUGUAGAAAAGUGUAAUGAAGGGGUUGAAUUGGCGUCUGUGCCAUUUGUAAGUCUCAUUGAUUUUUGUAUGAAAACAUUGUUGGUCAAGGUCAAGCGUCGGAAUAUGUUGAUGAUCCUGUCUGUGAUGUGGGCGUGUCUGUGAAAGAAAAGGCUUCCUCCCUAAAGCAUUAUUCUCAGAAGCACUAUAAGAAUUCGAGCCCAAUUUCAGUCCUUCAAAAGGGGUGGUCAUGCUCUAAUGUCAGCACUACAGUGCGUUCUCACAGAAAACGUCGUCAACCCACAAAGCGCAACUCUUCAGGGGGUUUUCAGUUUCCUGGCACCACUUCAUCUGCUAGAGAGCAUAGUUGGGCAUUCCAAUCAGAAUCAGAGAACUCUGUGGAGUCUUCUCUUUCAGAUGAAACGGAUGAGUAUAUUCCAGCCAAGCAGGUAAGGACUAGGAAAAUUAGUGAAUUAAUUAAUUUCGAUUCGAACCCAGCAGCCAAGAAAUGCAUGCAUUGCGGAACAACAGAGACCCCACAGUGGAGGACGGGUCCCAUGGGGAGAAAGACCGUCUGCAAUGCAUGUGGAGUUCAGUAUAAACAUGGCAGGCUAUAUCCUGACUACCGCCCUUUAAAGAGUCCAACAUUUGAUCCUUCUUUACACUCGAAUUUGCCCAAGAAAGUACAGAUGAUGAGAAUGGGUAAUGUAAGUGAGAGGGUUCCACACCCUACUCCUAAACCCAAGAAGGUUCAGUGGAUAAAAACGGGUAACAAUAUUCCGAUAGGCCAGAACCUUACUUCUGAACUCAAAAAAUUAGAGACGAGGAUGGGUAAGAAUAGUGAGAUGGGUCAGAACCUUACUUCUGAACCUGAAAAUUUCGACGGGAUGUGCUUUGGUAACAAAAAUGAGAGGGACCAGAACCGUGCUCAUAGAGCCAAGAAAUUUGAGAGAAGAGAGAAAGCUAGCGAUUUGAUUCAAUUAGAUUGUAGAGAGAACCAAAACUUUGAUUCUGAAGUUAUCCUAAAACCAAAAACAAUGGAAGUGGUCAAGAAGUGUCUACAUUGUGAAUCCACGAAGACCCCACAAUGGAGAGAAGGGCCCAUGGGACGUUAUACGCUCUGCAAUGCAUGUGGCGUCCAAUACAGAGCCGGUAGGCUAUAUCCCGAGUACCGUCCUCUCAAAAGUCCAACGUAUGAUCCUUGUUUGCACUCCCAUUUACCCAAGAAAGUCCUGCAGAUGAGAAUGAACAAUGCUGAGAAUAAUGCAACUUCUGGCAACCGAGAGGAGCAAGCAUGAGUCAUUGCAUGAAACAACUUUGACCUCUCCUAGUUCCCGAUAAUCUUUCUUUUCCUGUACAACUUUACGAAGGAUGGGAAUGAUUGUUAGCUGCUACAAUUAGUCAAGUUUACCUGAUGAGCAGGGUAAUCAUGAGGUCAGAGAUAGGAGUAAAGGUUGAAUGUAUAAUUAACUACAGAAUUUUUUUUUUGAUAUACAUAGCUGAGGUCCCUGUUUAGAGGAACUACGAUUAAGUUCAUUUUUUUUUGUAGCAAUAUGAAUCAGUUAGUUCUAUAGCAAUAUCGCGAAUGGAGUUAUGAGUAUGCUUAGUGACGUGCUUUAGCUAUCCUGCUCUGCUCAUUAUCCUGGCUACAUAUGUUCUGCUUGGCAUGAGAUACAGAUAUUAUUCUUUCA